Echinostoma caproni is the source of this 642-nucleotide messenger RNA. NCBI's taxonomy places the organism in Eukaryota, Metazoa, Platyhelminthes, Trematoda, Plagiorchiida, Echinostomatidae. The record is from the annotation of a GenBank genome assembly.
CCAAAUUUAGUCACAAGUAUUGACUGCAAAGGAGGAUGCGUUAUCCCAGGCUUUGUUGACGCACACACUCAUCCUGCUUGGGCUGGAGAUCGUUUACAUGAGUUUACAUUGAAGGUAAGCACUUCUUGCUUUCUGAUAGGUGUCAAAGCUAAAAGAAGUACUGUAUGGCUUACUAAAAGACAGGAUAAAGGAACUACCACCCUGGAAUGUAAAACGGGAUACGGGCUACAUUGGCCAGCAGAAGAAAAGUUACUGCGAGUUUUGAACAGAGCGAAAGCUGAGCUCCCUGUUGACGUGUCCAUAACGUUUCUUUCAGCACACUCAGGAAAUGGACUCGAAUCGAUUCACGGAAUGCAUCCUCACAGAACAGAUCCCAAAGUUAAAACAAUUGAUGGAAAAAGGGGAAGUUCAUGUGUUUUUGAUUUGGAUCAAAGUAUGAGAAUUUUGGAGGCCGGAAAAAGCAUUGGUCUUAACAUAAACUUUCACGCUGAUGAAUUAUCGCCACUGGGAGGCGCUGAAGUGAGUCAACACAUAAAGGAACAACAUUUUGAUGACCCCUAUAAUGUAUAUUGUUUUGCAUCCAUUAAAUACGGUUCGUUAAUUAGACCUGGUUCCAUUUUGGUUUGUUCCACUUCUUCCUAG